UUUCGUUUCAGCUUAUAAAGCAGCUGAAACGCAGCAGUCAGGGUGAGACGAGAUCCGAUGAUUUAGAGCCAACUCUGGGUUACGAUGAUGUCCGUCUGCUCAAUACUGCUCGCCGUAGCAGUGUUCUCAGAGCUGAACAGGCUCUCGGUAAUCAUGGCCGUGCCUUCCGCUAAAGUUGAAGAUGGCGCUCCAGAACAGGAGGUUAUGGACCAGAUUCUUGGUGACGAGACCCUGACUGAGCCUGCUGUGGGCCCCUCCAUGUACAGACGGAGUCUGAUGCUGGACAACAGCAUGAAGGAUGAUGGGAUUCCAAAAGUCAUCAUUAUACCAAGAGGACACGGUGUUCGUGAGCUGAACUCGGCCUUCACCCGCAGCGUACCUCGGCUCUCAGAGAGAGGCUUGAGCCACCCUCCUGGAGAGCUCCCACUGAAGAUAGAUCAGCGAGAUAAAGACCUUGACACCAGCUUUCCCAGCAUACACGUCAUGCAGGAGGGCGCUAUCCACAGUCCCAGCUACACUGUGCCAUGUGACGACUACGUCCAUGUGGUGGAGUUCAGUCCCUUCAGCUCGGGUACCCCCGUCUCUCUCCUGGCUUACGGUGGGAACCAGUAUGUGGUGGUGGCCACCUGCCUCUUCCAGGAGGAGGAUAUGGAGGUGGAGGGAGUUGAAUUCAACAUACUUCGAGCUUUUCAUCACGAGUUGCAAGUCGAAGUUUUGGCUUGGAGUCCAGAGUCUCAGCUGAACAGGAUACCUACCAUCAGAUUGUGCACCGCUGCAGCAGACAGAAAACUACGCCUGCUGACUUCUGAUCUUCAGGAGCGGCACGAAGUCAAGGCGAUGGAGGGCCACACCAGCUACAUUAACCAUUUGGUGUUUGAGCCCACAGAAGGGAAACAAAUCGCUUCCGUCAGUGAUGAUCACACUUGCAGGUUGUGGGACCUGGAAGGGAAUGAGACGUGUGUUCUGCGACUUCGCUCUCCGGGCGUCAGUGUGUGCUGGCAUCCAGAGGAAAUCUGUAAGUUAAUGGUGGCAGAGAAGAAGGGGACGAUUCGAUUUUAUGACCUGGUCACCCAGCAGGCCAUCCUGUCACUGGACUCUGGACACUGUGGACCGCUGAUGUCUGCCGACUGGUGCCUCACCAACACGAUCAAAGUCGGCGGCGUGGCAGGCACCGACUGGCUCGUCUGGGACAUAACGCGCUCCAGUUACCCUCAAGAGAAACGGCCAGCCCACAAAGACAAAGCCCGACUAUUCAAGUGGUCUCUUGCUAAUGAGAACCUCUUUGCAACCACCGGCCUUCCUGGUAAAAUCAACACGCAGGUAUUCAUCCACCAUCUUGGCCACCCUCAGCCCGUGGUGAUUGGAUCGUCCACAAUCGGAUCGGGCCUCAGCUGGCACCGGGCGUUGCCGCUCUGUGUGGUCGGGGGUGACAGGAAACUUAGCUUCUGGAUGACUGAGAUGUAGUUGUGUCCUGCAUGCAUGUUCUCUUUGUGUUUUGCCGAAAUUGUCGAUUAAAAGUAUUUUUCUGAAUGUUUA
Molecule: messenger RNA, 1536 nt
Organism: Nothobranchius furzeri (turquoise killifish)
Lineage: Eukaryota; Metazoa; Chordata; Actinopteri; Cyprinodontiformes; Nothobranchiidae
Source: RefSeq, a predicted model, not a curated record